GUAAAAAAUAACUCGCUGGGGGACUUCGCGCUAGUGUGGUCAUCAUAAUAAAGCUCGCUUCGCUUUCCAUGCAUUGGCCAUUUUCCUGCGACACAAGCAACACAAGGCAUCACGAUCGCCUAAAUCACCAACAUUUCCAGCUUUAUUCCAUGUUCCAUGCAGAUGUUUCGACUGGAAGACUUCCAAAAUCAUCUGAACAAUCUACUCUUUGAGUUUGAACGACAAUAUACCUCAGGAAAAAACGGAAUAUAUUCCGAAAGAGACAUAUAUUUUGCAACAAGUAUAUGACGCGACGCUUGUUAUCCCGCUCAGGGAAAAACGGUAGUAUUGAUUAGGGAAUUUUGGAGUUGGUUAUGUCGCAAUAACAUUUUGCCAUUUUCUGAUUCAUACUUCCAUUCGAAGAUCAUCGAGAACAGUCCAGCCAUUUGUAGUGGCGAGUUAGUGUAGACUGGUUUAUAUUUCAAGAAGUUAUGUAUCUCGGUUUGGGGCUUCCACCUACAAUGAAAAGCGAAAUAUAUAGUGCAGUAAAUUUUGUGGCGAGAUUACUACAGACCACCAACAGAAAUGUUGACCCUGCUCUAGUGGACAAUUUCAGCCGUGUUCUUGUGAACUGUCUUUGCGAGAAGUUCGAUACCCAUUGGUUUCCAGAGAAGCCCUUCAAAGGCAGUGCUUACAGGUGUGUGAGGAUAACCCAACUCGGUAUGGACCCUGUCGUAGGUAAAGCUGGUGAAGCAGUAGGCAUGUCCCACGAAGCACUCUACAACCUCCUCCCCCACGAACUUACCGUUUGGAUCGAUCCCUCGGAGGUCUCCUACAGGAUAGGUGAGGAAGGUUCCAUCUGCGUACUCUACGAUGGCAGCGACGAAGAUUCGUCAUCGUCCUCGUCGUCCAACAUGAGUGACUUAUCAUCGUCGCCUCCACAGUACUCUCAGGAACAUUUCAGCACAAGUGCAGCUGAUUACGACUUCAAUUUCAAUAGCCCGAUACCUGCCUUCCAUUGACAUCUCGACCUCAACGACUUCCGAACAGACUUUCGGCGAUAGCAAGUAGCAACCACCUUGAAUACGAUGAAGGAGCUUCGAGAUUGCAAGAACUCAUUUCACCUACAGCAACAGACAUGUCUCUAACUACAAAGUCAUUGGCUUUUUUUUCUUUUUUCUUCACUGUCUCUACAAUUUUUUUAAAGAUUGUGUUUUGAGCCACAUUCCUUGAUUUAUGUUAUAUUCCAAACAAGAUCAAACUUGUGUGAUGAAACUAAAAGACUACUGUGCAUUAGUAACGUAUUUCUUUGUCAACUCAUUAAUGAAUAUUCUUGUUUAUGUGUGUCAUCUUCUUAGUAGUAUGUACUCCGUCCACUUCUGUGUACACACGUUUUCUGUUUUUUUGAGAAAAAGGGGGGAAUUGAAAGGAAAGUGCUGAAAUGGUGCUUGAUCUAAAUGUGCCUUUUUGAAAAUUGUCACACAGAUGUUAAAUCACGUUUCAUGCAAUGGUAAAUUGUUUUAGCUAGAAAGAGAGAUCCACUGGCUUGUCAAUGCCUGUGCAACUAUCCUAAAGGCCUUUACUGAUAAAGUACUUGCAAAUUUUACAUCCAAGAAUUCAUAUUUGGAACUUAAUUUCAGCAACAUAAUUGGUGUAUAACUGUUUAUAUGUAUCUCAAAAUGACCGAUUCCAUUUGGAAUACAGAAAAAAAAAGUUUUAAAAAAACAACUUCUCAUUUGCCAGCUGGUCUCGCAUUUGAUUGUAGGAAUUGUUUUGUAAAAUUAAUGAAGAAUGUAAUUGGUUGUUUACAAUUGAUGGUUGUUUAUCAAAAUGUUGCUGAAUGAAAGUAAAUACAUACAUGUACUUAGUACCAAAUGGCAAUUUGAACAUGUGCAAGAACUCAGAACUUUCCCCAUCACAAUGUGCCUACUAUUAAAGUGUUUUUAUGGACAAGAUCAGUAUUACUAGCACAGUAAUAGCAAGUUUAUGGCUUUGGAAAGAUUUCUAAAUUGCUUAUUUUGUCCAAUUUGUGGAAUAUUGUACACUGUUUUUAAGAUGAUCCGAUUUGGAAUUCAAUGUCCUUCUACAUGUAUACAUUUUUAAAGAUAUAAUGUGCAAUGCACUGUAAGUGUUAUUUCAUCAAUGUCUUCUUAUCGACAAUUGUACAGAUCAACAAUUGAGCUGAUCAUAUUAAUGUAUUAUCCAUUUCAUUGUAAUUUUUAUGUCAAAUACCCUACAAUUUGUUUAUUUUGCCAAAAUGGGAAUAAUUAUGGCAUUAAUUUUGAAGGGCUUGGACAUGUAAUGAAGCCUGAAAAGCAGCUGGGCAAUUGUUUUUAAUUUCUUCAAAAAAUCAUUAUUUGUUCUGAAAUUGGUUUAAUUAACAAUUUAUCAGUACUUCUUGAGCAUCAAUAUCUUGUAAAUUAGAACAUGUAUUCAAUUAUUUUUAUUAAUCCAAUGGCUACAUAGUAGUGUACUGAAAGAAAGAAUUAAGUACAAUGUAUGUACAUGUAUAUUUUUACUUCAAAAAGGAAAUGAUAACCUAAAUUAGUACUCAAGCCAUAAUGUUUGUUGUUUUCUUCAAUAUUUCACUGCUGGAGUUUUGACUUUAUACCAAAUUUGUUUGCUGUGAUGAGGUAAAUUGGUUUUAACAAACUACACCAUACUCAAGGGGUGUUUCAAUACAAUCGGUCUACACCUUCCCACAAAAUGAGGAUGUUCCUAUUUUAAACCAUAUUCUGGUGUAAUUGUUUUUUUCUCUUGAAAAUUAGAAUCCACAGAGGCGUUUUCACUUACAAAAAUGAAUCCUACCUGUGGUGUGUUGCCAAAGAAUAUUAGAUACAACAUUCAUUGAUUUGCAUUCUUUACAAUUACAAUACACUCAAAGGUUUAAUUGAAUGGUUACCAAGUUACAAAAACAUUUCAGUCCGAUAACUCAUCAAUGAUAAUCCUGUUCCUUAUUGCAGUUCCACUUCAUCAAUUACAUGUACACCAUAUUGAAUACACACUCUAGGUAACUAUUGUAUUUUUGCCUACCCUUUGUACUCUUCUAGAACGUCCCUCUUCCCCUAUAACAAUGGCUGUGUGUGCUCACCCCGUAUCUGUGCCGUAUCUCAUAGCUUCUUAUCACAGAAAUGUAUGGUACUAUUGCACCAUACACUCAUGCAGAUUUCGACUUUGCUCUGUUCACCAUUUCACCGCCUCAAAGCUUUUUUCAAAUACAAUUGUACACCCUUCUAUCAUUGUGCUCACUAUGUAUGACUGCAUUUAUGCCCCUUUGAAAUACAUGUACCAAUAUAUGUUCCUUUUAUGUUGACAUGCACAAUCAUUUUUUUAUCAAAACAGUAAAGACAUAAGAAAAAAAAAUCACACAAGUACCUUACGUUGUAUUCAAGUUGCUAUGGUGCUGUUUACUGAGCGAGACCGAGGCGUUUUGACCUGAUUUUUCCCUUGACUAUGACAUGAAGCAGUAAUAUGUAAUGUUUAUUCUGACAUGUACUGUAUAUUUUGUAGAUCUUUGAGAAUUUUUUCCACCCUUUCGUUGAAGGAUCUUGACAGGUCACUUGUAUUGUGCAAUGGCGUGUAACUAUUAAAGUGAGAGUAACGCGUGACCUAUAUUUUUUACAGUUCUGUAAUAAAAAUAGUUGGAUUUGUAUAUUAAAAUUGACCUUGUACAGAUUUGUUAAAAGAUGACUUUGUUUUUUGAAUGGAAAGCUUCAAAUUAAAGACUAUUUUGUUCAUGCAUCAUAA
Molecule: messenger RNA, 3726 nt
Organism: Strongylocentrotus purpuratus (purple sea urchin)
Lineage: Eukaryota; Metazoa; Echinodermata; Echinoidea; Camarodonta; Strongylocentrotidae
Product: protein BTG1
Exons: 1
Coding region: 471-1001 (176 amino acids)
Biological process (GO): negative regulation of cell population proliferation; negative regulation of mitotic cell cycle
Cellular component (GO): nucleus; cytoplasm
Source: RefSeq, a predicted model, not a curated record